UGUAGCGCAUUGCCAGCGCCCUUCCUCCGUGGCCAGCGCAACGCCGCGCCACACAAUUUCAAUCGAAAACAAACAUGGCAACCGUAGCAGUGCGACGCAAUGAAGCCCUACUGACUUCGCAUCGCAUGACGUGCCCUUGCACUUGUAGAUAAUGUAGCGCAUGUGUUCGAGGGAGGAACUUUACGAAUUAUUGACAAUGUCGAGCGAGAAGCGGAUGGAUCGUGCACUUUGACAAGAAAUGGGAAACGUGUUUGUGGGCAGCGGUGAUUCCCUCAAAGAGAUUGCACUGACCCAUUUCAGCACUCUGCGUUUUUCCAAGAGGAAGUUCACUACGACAAUCGAUCAUCUUCCAGAUUAUGUUCUCCUCAACAUCUUCAAUUAUCUUGACUUCUUGGAGCUAUGUGUUAUUGGCCUGGUGUGCCGCAAGUGGUACGCGCUGUCACGGGACCGCACCCUGCAUCGACGUGUGGACCUGUCGCACGUGCAGCUGACCCCCAAACAACUGAAACUGCUGCUCCAGAUGCGUGCCAUGCCACCUGCUGUUGAGGAGCUGCGUGUAUUUGGCGAUCACCACUGUCUCUGGGCGUGUAGCGUGUCGCCGCGUGCCCUGCGGCGUAUUCAGAGUCGCUGCCCACGCCUCCGCCGCUUGCGCAUCCACAAUUUCAGUUUCCGUUCUUCGUCGCGCGACAAGUGUGUGCGCUUAGCCGACUUUCCCGAUACUCUAGAGCACCUUUCUUUGCGUGGAUCUAUUGUCGGCAGGUCAUCGUUCUUCAAGGCUAGUCGGCAGGGCCAAAAUCUUUCGCGGCUGCAGGUGCUCGAUUUGGGUCGCUGCUUUUUCGUCGCUGAUGCAGAAGCCAAGCCUUGGCCCUGGCUUCCUAGCCUUACACAGCUGUACCUUGAGGGCUGCCCGUUUUUGGAUAGCACUGGAUAUUUUCAGGAUAUGCUGCGCAAGUUGUCUAAGCUAACAUUGCUUGAUGUGGAAGGGACAUAUAUUGCCGAGAACGCUCUGGAAAUAGUUGCGUCUCAUUGCUCUCUGUUGGAACACCUAUACGUGGGGUGCACAGCAACGAAGGAUAGCUCACUAGCCUCCAUGGGCAACUUUGGUGGCAUGACCAAGUUGCAGUCAAUCUGUUUGGUGCAGACCCAGGUGACAGAUGUGGGUUUGCUGCACCUGGCACGAGUAGCACCUGAGCUAAAAGUGAUAAUGCUCGAGAUAGACCAGGGAAUCUCGGACCAGGGCAUAGCUGAACUUUGUGACAGGCUGCCUAGUGUAGCUGUCCGGAUUGGCGAAUGCAUUGGCCUUGUGUCAGCUGUUUUUCGACAUGAAGGUUGUGGCCAUUAUGAGCUGCAGUAUGUUGACAGUACUACGUGACCGGCUUCUUCAGGCUCAGCAUUCAUCUCACUCCAUGCAGAACAGAUUAUAACAUUUACUUCACUGUUCUCAAAUUCAUCACGCUGCAUUAAGCAUCAUACGAUAGCAAAAGCAUGAUGUGCAAUAUUUAUAGCAUACUUUAAUUGCUGUUGCUUGUAUGGCAGGAUUUUCUAUACUUUCCUCGAAGUGCUCUUAACAAUGUAGAGCUUAAAUGGAUGCAUAGGAAAGGAGCAUUUUAUGCCUUUACUACAAAGGUUAUCAUAUUAGAAUAAUUGGUAGUGGCUAUAGUUGGGAACUACAUGUUUUGUUUUGUAUGGCUUCAAACAUGGUGCAAUGAGAUGUUGGUCUGAUAUUUAGGCUGUGUUGGAUUUAUCUGUGAAAGCUUCGAUUUUAUUUCAAGAGUGGGGUUUAAUUCAAUUCUAGUUCUACUCACUGUACGUGUGUAAGUUUAGAUGCAUUUUUGUGUUUGUUAAAUGAUUUAUCCAGCCAAACAAGUUUCACAUGCGAUAUCAUUUGGUAGGGCUGCUAAUUUGAAGCUGCUGGUUUAUGUAAAGUAGCAUGAUGAACACUUUCUUUCCACUUGUCACAAUCUGUAUCUGUCUGCCGGAAUGUUUAUUCCUGUGCUUGAACCACUGUCUCAUUCUUCAUGCAUCAAAACACGUGCAUGCACAUAGCAUCUGUGAUCUUUCAUGCUACAUUUCUUACAUGUCAUGCAUCUUGGUUUGCAAAUGAUGCACUUGCAUUUUUAUACUGCCUGUUUGUACAGUAAUGCUAUAAUUAAUUUUUCCAUUGAACUUCACACUGCUUGUGAUUGCUUGUAGUGCUUUUGAGGCACUGAUGUAAUUCUUUGCUUUUAAUAUUUCUAAAAUAUACUUCACUUUACUGUAACAUGCUCAAUGGUAUUGUUAUCUUGUUGUAAGAAUACUAACAUGUAAGAUGUUGGUCAUGAACACGGCAGGAUUUAUGUUGGUGGAACCACCAAACACUAGCAACAUUUUAGCCACCUCACCUACUCUUUCCUAUGAUAUUAUGGGAUGACGAAGUUUCUGCACAACAAAAGCUGCCAUACAAUGUUUAUCCCAAAUUUCGUGACUUGGUUCUUGUGAUGUAAAAGAUCAACUCAUGAUUUCACUGUCAUUGUAGCAGUGUUUAAACUCAUAUUGACUAGUACUACCAUGUAGUGAUCACAGCUUCUUCAUUAAUGUUCUAGUACACUGACUUGUCUCAUCUCCAUUUCUGGCAGUCUAUACACUUCAUAAUUUCGAAAAUUCCCCCUAGGCAACGAGAGAGGUACAUUUGACAGCAUCUGUUAAAAAACUCGCAUUAUCACUUCCUUUUACUGUUUGACAUUUAGACAUUGCCCGCAGCCUAUUUAUUAUUGCCUAUUUAUUACAGCAUUUGUAGUGUUUAUUAUUGCAGUUUGUCAGCAAGAGGGUAGCUACUAGAUAUUUGUUUUGUAAGUUAUCUAUUGUGUGAUCAUAUAUUUUUCAUGUGUGGUGCCUGCUGCAUUUUUAGAUGGUAUUGAGUUAUUUAUUGCAAUGACAAUAAAUGGGAUGUAACUUAA
Rhipicephalus microplus (southern cattle tick) is the source of this 2936-nucleotide messenger RNA. RefSeq names its product F-box/LRR-repeat protein 12. Gene Ontology annotation, molecular function: protein binding. The record is from RefSeq and is a predicted model, not a curated record. Lineage: Eukaryota; Metazoa; Arthropoda; Arachnida; Ixodida; Ixodidae.